Messenger RNA from Gadus chalcogrammus (walleye pollock), 1106 nucleotides. Its product is annotated as protein Wnt-8a-like. The record is from RefSeq and is a predicted model, not a curated record. Gene Ontology annotation, biological process: cell fate commitment; neuron differentiation; multicellular organism development. The transcript is spliced from 5 exons. Gene Ontology annotation, cellular component: extracellular region. Bases 13 to 993 code for a protein of 326 amino acids. Gene Ontology annotation, molecular function: cytokine activity; frizzled binding. Lineage: Eukaryota; Metazoa; Chordata; Actinopteri; Gadiformes; Gadidae.
AAUAGCUUACUCAUGACAGGACCUAAGGCAUUUCUGAACUAUGCCACGAGCGUGCAGAUGGGCACACGGGACGGAAUUGAGGAGUGCAAACAUCAGUUCGCCUGGGAACGAUGGAACUGCCCUGACAGCGCCGUCCAGCUCAGGGGAAUGCGAAGCGCGACGAGAGAGACAUCUUUCGUCCAUGCCAUCAGUGCAGCAGGUGUCAUGUACACACUAACGCGAAACUGCAGUCUGGGCGACCUCGGGAAUUGUGGCUGCGAUGUCUCCAAGAAUGGAAAAAUGGGAGGUCGUGGCUGGCUGUGGGGUGGUUGUAGCGAUAACGUGGACUUUGGUGAGAGGAUUUCAAAACAGUAUGUGGAUACUCAAGAGACCGGACAAGACUCCAGGGCCGCCGUCAACCUCCACAACAACGAAGCCGGACGGAAGGCAGUGAAGGCCACGAUGAAGCGGAUCUGCAGAUGCCAUGGCAUGUCCGAGAGCUGCAGCGUCAAAACGUGCUGGACGCAGCUGUCCGACUUCAGGGACGUGGGCCUCUACCUCAAAGAGAAACACGACCGUGCUCAGAAACUAGAGAUGGACAAAAGGCGCAUGCGCGCGGCCAAUAACGCGGACAACCGAGGCGCCAUCGCGGACGCGUUCAAGGACAUUGCCCAGACGGAGCUCAUCUACCUGGAAGACUCACCAGACUACUGCAUGAAGAACGUCACCCUGGGGCUCCACGGCACCGAGGGCCGCGAGUGUCUGCAGCACGGGAACGGCCUUACCCAGUGGGAGCGCAGAAGCUGCCGCAGACUGUGCCACGACUGCGGGCUGAGAGUGGAGGAGCGGCGCACGGAGGUCGCCAGCAGCUGUAACUGUAAAUUCCAGUGGUGUUGUAAGGUGAACUGCGAGGACUGCUCUCAGGUCAUCGUCAAACACGUGUGCGCCAAGAGAGAGGGCGCACCCGCGCAGGGCUUCAGGAAGAGACACCGCGCACCCAAGGAGAGACAAUGAAUAAAGGGUUUUCUGUUAUGACCAGAGUAGGCCAAAAGAUUGCAUCUUCAAUUAUAUUAUACCGCACUUUCAUUUCGUCUUCAAUGUGUGUCUUUAAUGCCAUGCUAUUUAUG